CCUCGCACGUCCCUUCAUUAAGUUUCUUCGGGAAAAUGAUGCGAAUGCCUAAAGGCGUUUCUCCGGCAUCGGGACGGCCAGCAGCGGGGCUACCCUGCACUCAGCAGAAGAUGAAGGUUUUGUCCACCGGAACAGUCAAAACCGAGUUCUUCAGCACCGGACUGUCCAGCCCACCGAUGAGCACGGUACCGGCCGGGUAUUUCACCCAGAUCUGCAACACCGCCGUGGCCGAACAAAGAGCCAACAGCCUGUAUUCAACCCCCCACGGACCAGAGGCUAAACCCAUCAGAUCAUCCUCCGGGCGACUGCCGGCCAAAAGGAAGCUGGACCUAGAGGACCCUCUUUACCUCCCAGAGUUCCGCACACCAAAAGGCAAAUGCAGUAUCGCACCAAGGAUACCAAGCCCAAGAACUCCAAAGUCUCCAGGUGAGCGGACGAGGUACGACACUUCCUUGGGCCUGCUCACCAAGAAAUUUGUGGGUCUGAUUGCUGAGUCCCCUGAUGGAGUUCUUGACCUAAACUGGGCCACUGAGGUUCUGGAGGUCCAAAAGAGACGCAUCUAUGACAUCACCAAUGUCCUGGAGGGAGUUCAGCUAAUCCGAAAGAAGUCCAAGAACAACAUUCAGUGGUUGGUUGGAGAUGUGUUUGAGGGUGGUGCAGGUGGAGGAGAGAAGGCACGUGCCCUGAGGAAAGAGCUUGGAGACCUGGAGAAGGCAGAGAGAUCUCUGGAUGAACUAAUCCAUUCCAGCAGCACACAGCUCAAACAGCUCACUGAAUAUAAAGACAAUCAGAGGUUGGGCUAUGUGACAUACCAAGACAUCCGAUCCAUUGGCAGUCUCCGAGACCAGACAGUCAUUGCUGUCAAGGCCCCUGCUGAGACCAAGCUGGAGGUGCCAGACACUGCAGGGCAAGGGUCAUUACAGAUCUAUCUAAAGAGUAAGAAUGGCCCCAUUGAAGUCUACCUGUGUCCAGAGGAGGGUCUUGAAGACGCCAGUCCUGUUAAAAGCGUUGUCACGCCUAAAAAAGAGUUCCCUCAACCCCUCGGCCAGCCAGCUACAACCCCGAUGGCACCACCAAGCUAUAGCAUCAAAGAGGAGCCUACUGAACCCCCAGUCGCCUCCUCCGCUACAGCGUCCAGUUCUUCUCUGCUGGACGUAGAGGGUCUGCUGGGUUUGCCCCCCAGCCUGCUCCAGAUGACGGAGGACCAACUCCCUUGUACCUCCUUUACCGCAGACCCUAACACCCCCUUUGUCAGUUUCUCUCCACCCUUGGACCACGACGAUUACCUCUGGAGCCUAGAAGAUGGCGAGGGAGUGUCAGAUUUCUUUGAUACUUACGAUCUUGGAGAUCUGUUGAAGAGCUGAGGUAUAGAUGAAGAAGGGGAAAGGAAAUAUAGUGAGGAAGGAGGGCGAGUAUUUAACUGAAUGCCUAAUAUUACACUAUGAAGCCAUCACUCUGUUUUUGCCAUGCCUGUUUUAAUAUGAAUAAU
Messenger RNA from Scomber scombrus (Atlantic mackerel), 1489 nucleotides. It is a transcript of the gene e2f2, whose product is annotated as E2F transcription factor 2. Gene Ontology annotation, biological process: regulation of transcription by RNA polymerase II. The transcript has 7 exons. Gene Ontology annotation, cellular component: RNA polymerase II transcription regulator complex. The record is from RefSeq and is a predicted model, not a curated record. Bases 36 to 1364 code for a protein of 442 amino acids. NCBI's taxonomy places the organism in Eukaryota, Metazoa, Chordata, Actinopteri, Scombriformes, Scombridae. Gene Ontology annotation, molecular function: DNA-binding transcription factor activity, RNA polymerase II-specific; protein dimerization activity; RNA polymerase II cis-regulatory region sequence-specific DNA binding.